UCCGCGCGCUCGGGGGCGCCCGGCCACUGGCCUCUGCCUAGCCAGCCAGCGGUCAUCGCCGGAGCCGCGCGUCCAGUCCCGAGGCCGACGCAGCCCUCCGGCAUGGCCCCUGCAGCAGCAUCAGGAGGCAGCUCCCUGCCCAGCGGCCUCUCAGUCUUCACCACCUUCCCUGACCUGCUCUUCAUCCUUGAGUUUGUCUUCGGAGGCCUGGUGUGGAUCCUGAUUGCCUCCUCGCUGGUGCCCUUGCCGUUGAUGCAGGGAUGGGUGAUGUUUGUGUCUGUGUUCUGCUUCGUGGCCACCACUACCCUGCUCGUCCUGUACAUGAUGGGUGCCCACGGCGGGGAGGCUUCCUGGAUCACCCUGGAUGCAGCUUACCACUGCACCGCCGCCCUGUUUUACCUCAGCGCCUCCGUCCUGGAAGCUCUGGCCACCAUCAUAAUGCACGAUGGCUUCAUGUACAAGUACUACCAUGAAAACAUCUCCGCUGUGGUGUUUUCCUACGUAGCUACUCUGCUGUACGUGGUCCAUGCCGUGUUUUCUUUAAUCCGAUGGAAGUCUUCAUAAAGCAGAGGAGGAAGAACUGUAGCUGAACACCCAGACGGUGUUAAUUGAUCAGCCCACCUUCCAGCAUAACUUUUUAGAAUGCAGGCAUGCUGUCCGUGGUGGAAAAAAGAAAACAAACCAAAAAAAAAAAAAAAACCAACUCUGUUUCUUGUGGGUGUUAUGUUUACUGUCCCAUAGACCUUCAUGUCAAGAUUGGGGGCCAGCUACCUAUAACCUCAAAUGACAGCUGUCUUUCUUGGGUUAUUUCCUGCUUUGGGGGACGGGCAUGGUGGGGUGGGAAGUGGGGGCUGUGGUCUGAGAGACCACGAAAUGAAGACGCCCUGCUGACCUCUGGAUGGAUCUUGAGAACUUUUGGAAUUUUUCACGGGCUGUCUGAGCACCCAUCUCCUGGCAUGUUUCUAAGUCAUCAUGGAGGUUCUGCCCAUCAGGGGGAGUAAAACCCACCCAACGAAUAUGUCCACGGUGGAAGGUGAUAAACCUUUGAGACACUUUAUAAAGUACCUUUAUGUUCAGUA
Phyllostomus hastatus (greater spear-nosed bat) is the source of this 1079-nucleotide messenger RNA. RefSeq names its product mal, T cell differentiation protein (gene MAL). The record is from RefSeq and is a predicted model, not a curated record. Lineage: Eukaryota; Metazoa; Chordata; Mammalia; Chiroptera; Phyllostomidae. Gene Ontology annotation, cellular component: membrane. Gene Ontology annotation, molecular function: structural constituent of myelin sheath. Bases 103 to 564 code for a protein of 153 amino acids. The transcript is spliced from 4 exons. Gene Ontology annotation, biological process: myelination.